Messenger RNA from Lymnaea stagnalis (great pond snail), 6529 nucleotides. NCBI's taxonomy places the organism in Eukaryota, Metazoa, Mollusca, Gastropoda, Lymnaeidae. The record is from the annotation of a GenBank genome assembly.
AAACAGAUCCCAGGCAGCUGCCCAGCUUUCCCUCGACCACCGGUCAAAUUUGUUACAGCCAGAUAGCGCCACUGACCAAAGGGACAUUCACGUGGCAAUGCCCCGCCCCGAUCGUUGGGAGGUUUGUACGUCUUAUCAUGUGAGUACAUUAAAUGGUUUCAUUUUUAUUGUUGAAAAAAAUGUCAAGCUGACCUGUUUACCCCUAUGUUUUCGCCGUAGAAACUCCGUUUUAAAGCCUAAGAAUACGGCAUUACUACUACGGCAUUGUGAGACCACCAGAUUUUGAGCCCACCAGAUUGUGAGACCACCAGAUUGUGAGACCACCAGAUUUUGAGCCCACCAGAUUGUGAGACCACCAGAUAGUUUGACAACCAGAUUGUGAAAUCACCAGUUUGUGAGAUUACCAGACGUUGAGACCACCAGAUUUUGAGCCCACCAGAUUGUGAGACCACCAGAUAGUUUGACAACCAGAUUGUGAAAUCACCAGUUUGUGAGAUUACCAGACGUUGAGACCACCAGAUUUUGAGGCCACCAGAUUGUGAAUUCACCAAAUUGUGAGACAACCAGAUUGUGAGUUCACCAGAUUGUGAGACCACCAGAUUGUGAGUUCACUAGAUUGUGAGUCCACCAGAUGUUGAAACGACCAGAUUGUGAGACCACAAGUUUGUGAGACCACCAGAUUGUGAGACCACAAGUUUGUGAGACCACCAGAUUGUGAGACCACAAGAUUGUGAGUUCACCAGAUGUUGAAACCACCAGAUUGUGUGACCACCAGAUUGUGAGGCCACCAGAUUGUGAAGCCUGUAGUUUUAUGAUAUCCCCAGUGUCAUCGGAUGUCUCUCUCCUUGGAAAAUUAAACUCAUUGAUUAAUGUCAGCUACCCUUCUUAAAAUUUACUUUAAUCCCUCCACACCUGUUCUUUCUCUUGUUCUUUGUCUUAUCCAACUUCCGGCAGUAACAUUAAUGGCGUACACUUAAGUUUUUUAACUUCUUUCUAUUUCUUGUUAUUUUUUUUUCAUUUGUCCUGUCUGCCGAGGAAGGCUCUUGAGCGAAACGUUAUUCUCUUAUUUUCACGUGUUUCUGUUUCAAGCUUCCACGUACCUUGUUAAUGUAUUAUGUCUGAUCCUCAAAUGGGCUCGUUGACUCGCAUGUCUUAACAUGUGUCCGCGCAUUUGCCGCAGAAAGGUCUUCUCAUAUUUAACUUCGUCAACAGUUUAUCAAGAGAUAAGAUCCUCUUUUACAUACAUUGCUAUGUGCAUCAGACUUAUGUAACGGCAGAUGAAGUGGACGGACACAAACUAUUUGUGUCAAUAAAACAAUAUAUGUUCAACGUUGAUGAAAUAACGUUAAGGCGAAAAAAAAAACGUGAUCACGUCACACCACUACUUCCUUCACUCCAUUGUCUCCCUGUACAAGCACGGAUUGACUACAAACUCUCUGUUCUCUUCCACAACUUUUUCUCGAACUCCUUCCCUUCCUAUCUAACCGAACUUCUCUCUGUCUAUUCACGCCUUCGACAGCUUCGCUCCUCCGCAGACACGCGUAUUCUUUCCGUCCCCAAGACUCGAACAAAAACAUACGGUGAACGAUGGUUCUCUUUCCGUGCCCUCAAACAAUGGAAUUCUCUUCCAUUACACAUCCGCAAUAUACCGACCAUCACAGCCUUCAAAACUGCACUCAAAGCACACCUCUUUAAACUCUACUAUCCUGACUAAUCCCCACCUCUGACUGAAAAACGAUGCCGUUGGGUGUCGUCCAUGGUUAGACAUGUAAAUAGUUUUAGAUAUCAAUUUGUUUGUUUAAUUUAAUUAAUGUAUAUAUGUUAAUUAAUUUUGUAGGUUUUGGAUUAUGUUUGUUCAAUUGUAUGUACAGCGUGGUGAGCUGUAUAAAAGCUCUUAUAAUAAUAAUAAUAAUGAUAAUGAUUUUACCAAAUACAAAUUAAAUGUAAACGUUACGGCAAUGCCUUCAUCAGUGGAAAAAAAAUAUUUAAAAAAAACGCCAUUAAAAUGAGUAUAAUUAAAUUAACAUCAUAAUAUAGAUACAUGUAUCCUAAAAUUAGAAAAGAUUAAGAGUGGGCGCAAAACCCAGACAAAAACAAAGUUAAGAACGGAAAAGAAACAAGUGCAAGUGAAGUUUAAAACCCCAAAGAGGAAAAAGGCAGAACAGCUACGUACAAUUCCGGAUUAGGUUAAUGCAACGGAAGCACGAUUAGCGCUCCAACAUGUUGUUGGUAGUAUUUCCACUGAACCCCCAAGAUGUUGUUGGUAGUAUUUCCACUGAACCCCCAACAUGUUGUUGGUAGUAUUUCCACUGAACCCCCAACAUGUUGUUGGUAGUAUUUCCACUGAACGCCCAAGAUGUUGUUGGUAGUAUUUCCACUGAACCCCCAAGAUGUUGUUGGUAGUAUUUCCACUGCACCCCCAAGAUGUUGUUGGUAGUAUUUCCACUGAACCCCCAACAUGUUGUUGGUAGUAUUUCCACUGAACCCCCAACAUGUUGUUGGUAGUAUUUCCACUGAACCCCCAAGAUGUUGUUGGUAGUAUUUCCACUGAACCCCCAACAUGUUGUUGGUAGUAUUUCCACUGAACCCCCAACAUGUUGUUGGUAGUAUUUCCACUGAACGCCCAAGAUGUUGUUGGUAGUAUUUCCACUGAACCCCCAAGAUGUUGUUGGUAGUAUUUCCACUGCACCCCCAAGAUGUUGUUGGUAGUAUUUCCACUGAACCCCCAACAUGUUGUUGGUAGUAUUUCCACUGAACCCCCAACAUGUUGUUGGUAGUAUUUCCACUGAACCCCCAAGAUGUUGUUGGUAGUAUUUCCACUGAACCCCCAACAUGUUGUUGGUAGUAUUUCCACUGAACCCCCAACAUGUUGUUGGUAGUAUUUCCACUGAACCCCCAACAUGUUGUUGGUAGUAUUUCCACUGAACCCCCAACAUGUUGUUGGUAGUAUUUCCACUGAACCCCCAAGAUGUUAUUGGUAGUAUUUCCACUGAACCCCCAACAUGUUGUUGGUAGUAUUUCCACUGAACCCCCAACAUGUUGUUGGUAGUAUUUCCACUGAACCCCCAAGAUGUUAUUGGUAGUAUUUCCACUGAACCCCCAACAUGUUGUUGGUAGUAUUUCCACUGAACCCCCAACAUGUUGUUGGUAGUAUUUCCACUGAACCCCCAAGAUGUUAUUGGUAGUAUUUCCACUGAACCCCCAAGAUGUUAUUGGUAGUAUUUCCACUGAACCCCCAGCAUGUUGUUGGUAGUAUUUCCACUGAACCUCCAGGAUGUUGGUAGUUUCUGCUAUUGUUAGAUGGCAAUUAUUUAAGUUCUGAGAAUACAAAACAUUAAAUAUGUUAAACCAAACAUUUCAAACUGAUGACUUAGCAACCAAAACUCAUUGGAAAGUUGUCGUCUUGCAACAUAUUCAAUUCAGUCCUAAAACUGACGAAUAUUUUAUUCAUUCUAUAGAAACGUAUUUAAUGUUCGACUCUUAUUAACAUGCAGUGGCGUAGCUGCGGGGGUGCGGACCGCACCGGGUGUCACCAUUUCAGGGGAUGAUACCCAUUUGAAAAAUUGCAUAUUUACAGAUCACACGCUGCUCUGUCCAACCGAUUUUCAUAAAAGGAUAACCAAUCACGCAGAAAUUUUCCACACAUAUAACCAAUGCCAAUGCGUGCUUUAUUGAAAGUUAAAUGUUAAUGCGUCAGAAAUGAGGUGACUCUAUAAUCAGGUCAGAAAAACACCGUUUAAAAAUGACUUUUUAUCCAUUUAUAGGGUUAACCAGUGACGUAGCUAGGGGAGUGCGGGGGGGAGUGCAGACCACAAUGGGUGACACCAUUUCAGGGGGUGACACCAAAUUGAAAAAAAUGCAUAUUUACAGAGCACACACUGCUCGGUAUGACGGAAUUUCAUAAAAGGCCAAACGAUCACACGAAAUUUUCCAAACAUAUAACUAGUGCCAAUGAUGCGUCAGAAACACCUUUUUGACCAUUAUUCAACGCCGAUUGAAGUGUUCGGUAAUAUUCAUAAAUGACAGAAAGCAAUAUUUAUCUAAAUUCUGAGAAAUAAAACUUUCCACUGAAACCAAAUAUGAUAUGGUCGGACGAUUCUAAGUAAAUGAAUCUAAUCGGUAAAAUUAGAAACAUUAAAAAUGAAUUUUUACCCAUUUUUAGGGUUAACAAAAUAAUAUUUUAGAAAAUUUUCUUAUAAUUUUUAAUAACUAAUUUAAAUUUAUUUAAAUUUAAAAAAAAAAAAAUAUUUUUGAAACCAAAUCUAUCGAAACCCUUACAUAUUCAAAAAUUAAUAUUUUCGCUGAUUCGUCACUAGCACCACAUCUUAACAUUAGAGCACAAUAAUGCUAGACAGCACAAUGUCUUUUACAUGCUGUCUGUGAUUUCACGUUUACCUGUCACCUUUACCUGUGGGAUAAUCUACUUGAGGAAGUAAAUUUUACACAUAAGUAUCUGCAGACUAAAGGCUUUACUCUCGACAAAGUGGUGACAACCCUAUAGGUCUUAAUAUUGUUUUUACACGAGCAGCGCUUUCACUUUGUGGAACAUGCUAUUGAAAAUGUAGUUUUAAAAUCAGACCCAUAUGAAAUUUCAGUUGAGAGAACACAAAGGUUUAAGAAGAGAAUGAAAGGAGAACAAUUAAUAGAUGCUGAAAUCUUUCUGCGAGAAGAAAAGAGAAUGGAGAUACGGUUGUGCAUUGCUCGCUUUCAUUCUGAGUUCCAGAUAAAAUCAUCAGUGAUCAAGGAAGCAGCAGAUACGUUUUGGGCUGUUCAACGCACGAGUCUAUAAUCAUCAAGUGAACAAGAGUUAUUGGUGUCCGUUUGAGUUAUCAGAGGAUGAACUUUUAAAAGAAAUACCAAGCUUUAGAAGACACCAAAAGGCAACUGAUAUUGAAUUUCAAAAAGUCAUGAACUGGUCAGUAUUUGAUGUUUUGAAAUUCAUAGCUGAAUGGGACUUCCUAGAAUUUCUUCCAGUACUCUCGCUAACUGCUAAGCCUUCAAUUGUCUUACGAUCUGUGUGUCCUUGGCUUCAUGUGAGCGGAGUUUUUCAAAACUAAGGCUUAUCAGACCUAUUUACGAUCCACUAUGGUAUAAUCAAGGCUUCCUGAUCUGGCUCUACUAUCAGUUGAAAGUAGAAAGUGACAAGGGGACAGAUAUUGAAUUUGAUCAAGUGAUUGACAGAUUUUCAACUUUGAAGACCAGGAAAGGAAAAAUUUUAAUAAAGUAAAUUUAAUGUAAAAAUAAAUAUAACUUAACCUUGUUACCUUUACUUCUUCUAUAUUUUGAGGACCCAAGAUCAAUGUAUUGAUCUUUCUGGCUCCAAUAAAUUUUUAAAUACAGUUCUUAAAUACAUUUACCUCCUGACCUUUAAUUAAUUUGUUUUUCUUCUUGCAUUGUUAUACUGUGGACUAAUUUUAACAAUAAUAAAUUCAUCUUGGAAGUCGGGGGAGGGGGGGGGUGAAAUGACACCAUGAGUUUACCGCACCGGGUGAUACCAUGAGUUUACCGCACCGGGUGACACCAUGGGUUUACCGCACCGGGUGACACCAUGAGUUUACCGCACCGGGUGACACCAUGAGUUUACCGCACCGGGUGACACCAUGAGUUUACCGCACCGGGUGACACCAUGAGUUUACCGCACCGGGUGACACCGACCCUAGCUACACGGGUGACACCAUGAGUUUACCGCACCGGGUGACACCAUGAGUUUACCGCACCGGGUGACACCAUGAGUUUACCGCACCGGGUGACACCAUGAGUUUACCGCACCGGGUGACACCGACCCUAGCUACGCCACUGUUAACAUGUUUUUAUUUUUUUAAAAUAGUUCGUUUCCAAAAUAAAAACAAAAAAACAAAACAACAGCUACCGUUUGUGUGUGAUCAAACAUAGGAUCAUUACUCACAAUUUAAGAACCUCUGAUACUAAGAGUUUGCGGGGGAAAAAGGGGGGUGGGGGAGGAAUUAUUAAUUCUGAUUUUGUAUUUUCAUCCCCAGGAUGGAGCAGGAAUACCUUCACAUCUGUGAGAUGGAAGUUUACGUAAGCGCGGCCUACUACAAGGAAUCACUUUUUCUCAAGAGAGACAGCUGGAUGUUGAGCAUGGCACCAGUCAUGACGCUCAAUGUGCCUGACGUCAUGGCGUGCUCCCAGCUGUGCCUCUUGCAAAGGGAGAAUGACAUCAAGUGUACCGCAUUCAACUGGCUCGCCGGGAUGGGGCAGUGUCAGUUGUUUCACGUGGACCCCAACAAUGCCACAGUUUUGUCGUCUCUUGUUGUCCACGCCGGCUGCAGUUUUGUCAUGGAUAAAAAUUAAAAUGUUCACACGUUUUUUUAAAAUCGAAACACACAUGAUGACUCAAUUAGUCUCUUAACAUUUAAAAAAAAAAUUAAGUUUUAAUUUCAAGAUCACUUAUUUCCUUAACAUUUGAUCUUGAAAAAGAUAACAGUUCAACACAGCAACACUGUGCCACUUAAUCAAUGAGGCUAGCGGCCUUCCAAUACUGCAUCUCUGUCGACGCUUCUCUCUUUAU